CUUGAUCUCUCGGGUACAUCAAUGUUAAACUUUUCUAUAUAUGAAGUCAUUAUUAUACUACGUAUUAUAUAUAUUACAGUAUUCACAAUUGAACAAUACAUAAUAUAUAAAUUAAUAUUUCAUAUAAGUCUGUCGAUCGAGGAAGGCUUUCACAACGGAUUUGGAAAUGCCCUAAUUAAAGCUGGUUGGAGAAAACUGAACGUUGAUGUAGUUUGGGGAAAUUCAGGACUCGAAAUGAAUCUGGAGAUUUUGUUGCACGGGGUGCUAAGCGGGAUUGGGGAAGUUCUUCUCCGAUAUUACUAAAAGGUUCACCAAGAUUUUGUUGCACGGGGUGCUAACCGAAACCACUCCUGGGUUGACCAGUUUCAGGUACAUUGUCUAGUGUUCUGCAGUCAACUAUGAUCUGGUAAAACCAGCUCCACCACUAGUCCAAACGUAUGUAGUCAACUAUACCGGUUAGUUCCUUACAUAUUAUAUUUAGGGGCUGUUUACUUUUUUCAUUAAGUUAUGAAUGGAUUAAGACGUCUGUCUAAAUUAAGACGUCUGUCUGGAUUAGUGGUGGACUCGGGCCGGGCCAAUCGGCCCGGAACCGGACCGGCCCGCUACUGUGCGGGCCCGGACCGGCCCGGUUUGUCGGUUAGGUCACGGUUCGGGCCACCCGGCCUGGUCAUGUAGCGGUUCGGGCCCGGGCUUAUAAUUUGGUGAACCGGCCCGGCCCUCAACGGUCACAAAAAAAAAAAAAAAAAAUUAAAAAAAUUUGAAGGCUCUACUAGCCGUUGUGAGACCUCCCAAACGGCUCUAUAGCC
Cuscuta europaea is the source of this 806-nucleotide messenger RNA. The record is from the annotation of a GenBank genome assembly. Lineage: Eukaryota; Viridiplantae; Streptophyta; Magnoliopsida; Solanales; Convolvulaceae.